Capra hircus (goat) is the source of this 3023-nucleotide messenger RNA. RefSeq names its product NFKB repressing factor (gene NKRF). Gene Ontology annotation, molecular function: RNA polymerase II cis-regulatory region sequence-specific DNA binding. The transcript is spliced from 2 exons. Gene Ontology annotation, biological process: negative regulation of DNA-templated transcription. Bases 753 to 2552 code for a protein of 599 amino acids. Lineage: Eukaryota; Metazoa; Chordata; Mammalia; Artiodactyla; Bovidae. Gene Ontology annotation, cellular component: nucleolus; nucleoplasm. The record is from RefSeq and is a predicted model, not a curated record.
AUUGGGGAGAUGCCUUCAUAUGAUCUGAUGCUGUCCAAGGCCUCCAAAGGUCAAAAACGUCACCUCUCAACAUGUGAUGUCGCAACUAUGUAAAGCAUCAUCACAGAGUCGGUCACUUCUGAUACAAAAGAGAGGCUUUGUAAACGCCUCUGGUCAUCAUCUCUGUUGCAUUAGAGCCAUCUGUUCCAUUUGCAGUCCUUAAGAAGGGAGCUUUUCAGCACAGGUGGUAUGAGAUCAUAGUGGAACAUCCUCUUACUCAGUACACUUCACCUGUGCUUUAACUCAUUAGAUGCAGAAGCAUCUACCCGUCGUGCAUGGUGGUGACCUGCAUAGUUGAGUCAAUGGCAUAUUUUCUGUCAAGUCUCCUCCCUUACACGUGGAAGGACAGGGAGCAUCUCUCCUUAUGUUGGAAUCUUACAUUGAUAUUUGGGUCCCUUCACCUAAAUGACCUGAAGUUUUUGUGAUGGGACAUAACUUUUACCAGCAGUUCAGCUUGCAAAAAAAAAAAAAAAAAAAUUGGUUGGUACUGUUUUCCUGCUUGGUUCUUUUGAAAUAUCCCUUUUUAAUGAAUUGUAAAUUUCACUCAUUCUAUAGGUCAAAAUCCUCCUAAAAAGCAAGCCGGUUCCAAAUUCCAUGUGAGACCUCGUUUUGAGCCUGUACAUUUUGUAGCUAGUAGUUCAAAAGAUGAAAGACAGGAAGAUCCUUAUGGCCCUCAAACAAAAGAGAGAAAUGAACAAACACAUUUUGCCAACAUGCCAAGAGACAUCUACCAAGAUUAUACUCAAGACUCUUUCAGUAUACAAGAUGGGAACUCUCAGUAUUGUGAUUCAUCAGGAUUUAUUUUCACAAAAGACAAGCCUGUCACAGCCAACAUGUAUUUUGACAGUGGGAACCCUGCCCCCAGCAGCACAUCACAGCAGGCAGACUCUCAGUCACCUCCUGAGCCUUCACCAUCACAAACAUUUCCUGAGUCAGUGGUAGCUGAGAAGCAGUAUUUUAUUGAAAAAUUAACAGCAACUAUCUGGAAGAACCUUUCUAAUCCAGAGAUGACAUCUGGAUCUGAUAAAAUUAAUUACACCUAUAUGUUAACUCGUUGUAUUCAGGCAUGUAAGACAAAUCCUGAAUAUAUAUACGCUCCUUUAAAAGAAAUCCCUCCUGCUGACAUCCCCAAAAAUAAAAAACUUCUAACAGAUGGUUAUGCCUGUGAAGUUAGAUGCCAGAACAUCUACUUAACUACAGGCUAUGCUGGCAGCAAGAAUGGGUCCAGGGAUCGAGCUACUGAGCUAGCUGUAAAACUCUUGCAGAAACGUAUUGAAGUUAGGGUUAUCCGAAGGAAAUUCAAGCACACAAUUGGAGAGGACCUUGUGGUAUGUCAGAUUGGCAUGCCUUCAUAUGACUUUCCUCCAGCUCUGAAACCACCAGAAGAGCUGGUGGUGCUGGCUAAAGAUGCUUCUGGGCAGCCGAUUUUUAAUGCUUCCGCCAAACACUGGACCAAUUUUAUCCUUACAGAAAAUGCAAACGAUGCAAUUGGUAUCCUUAACAAUUCUGCCUCAUACAACAAAAUGUCUGUAGAAUACAAAUAUGAGAUGAUGCCAAAUCGUACAUGGCGUUGUCGAGUAUUUUUGCAAGAUCACUGCUUAGCUGAAGGUUAUGGAACCAAAAAAACAAGUAAACAUGCAGCUGCUGAUGAGGCUUUGAAAAUCCUUCAAAAAACACAGCCCACUUAUCCAUCUGUCAAAAGUUCACAGUGCCAAACAGGCUCUUCACCCAGGGGAUCUGGAAAGAAGAAAGACAUAAAGGAUCUUGUAGUUUAUGAGAAUUCUUCCAAUCCUGUGUGCACGCUGAAUGACACAGCUCAGUUUAACCGAAUGACAGUUGAAUACGUCUAUGAAAGAAUGACAGGCCUCCGAUGGAAAUGCAAGGUGAUUCUUGAGAGUGAAGUAAUUGCAGAAGCAGUUGGAGUGAAGAAAACUGUCAAAUAUGAAGCUGCGGGGGAAGCUGUGAAAACCCUCAAAAAGACCCAACCGACUGUCAUUAACAAUUUGAAGAAAGGAGCUAUUGAAGAUGUGAUUUCCAGAAAUGAAAUUCAGGGCCGCUCAGCAGAGGAGGCUUAUAAACAGCAAAUCAAAGAAGAUAACAUUGGAAAUCAGCUGCUGAGAAAGAUGGGUUGGACGGGUGGUGGUUUAGGUAAAUCUGGUGAGGGCAUUCGGGAGCCAAUCUCUGUCAAAGAGCAGCAUAAGCGGGAAGGGCUUGGUCUUGAUGUAGAGAGGGUAAAUAAAAUUGCCAAGAGAGAUAUUGAACAGAUCAUCAGAAACUAUGCCCGCUCCGAGAGCCACACGGAUUUAACUUUCUCUACAGAGCUGACUAAUGAUGAGCGGAAGCAAAUACAUCAGAUCGCCCAGAAGUAUGGUCUUAAGAGUAAGUCUCAUGGGGUGGGCCACGACAGAUACCUGGUGGUAGGAAGAAAAAGACGGAAGGAGGACUUACUCGACCAGCUCAAACAGGAAGGCCAAGUGGGGCAUUAUGAGCUGGUGAUGCCUCAAGCAAAUUGAGAUCUUGCUAAUUUAUUGUGCAGAUGCCUGAGGCAGAUUUAUGAAUUAAAGAAGUGAUGCUAUAUGUACUGGUUGCAGAGUAUAUUCAUUCUUACGAUGUUUCACCUUGUUCAUUUCAUAUAGUGCUUUAUUAGAUAUUGCAACUUGAAGAAUACUGUCCACUUGUAUUAGCUUAAUCCAGCAGAUAAUAUUGUGCAGUUACUGUUUAUGUCUUUGAUGUUGCUGUGUCCCUCAGAUUUUAGUGGUUUGUACAAAGCAAGAACACAUAUCCAAAUGGAAUUUCACCCCAAGAAAGAAAUUCCCAUUUUAAAGGGCAUAGCACAACAAUCUGCAACAAUAUGUAAAAUUGAUGUUGACUACAAUAAAACUGCUAAGUCGCGUCAGUCAUGUCCGACUCUGUGAGACCCCAUAGACGGCAGCCCACCAGGCUCCUCCGUCCCUGGGAUUCUCCAGGCAAGAAUACUGGAGUGG